AUUGAAUUCUCCAUACAAAGGCAGUGUAUUUUAAUUCCAAACUUGCACUAUACACUGUAUUUGGCAAGAAAGUGUAACUUCUCCUAGGCAACAAGCCAAGUAAGCGCCCACGACCACGAGGUCACACCCCACGACAUCAUUUGCGAUGCCACGGACAGGGUUUGGCGAUGGAAGCUUUGCCAUGUCCUUUGCGACUAGCUUGAAGAAACGCCGGCGAUCGGGAGACGUCACCCAGACUUUGACGGCGCCUGGAGGGAUGAUCCUCGUCGACGAUGAUGACGACGAUGACAUCAUCGACUUUGAUGAACUGAGCACGCCACCUCCGAUGUUGCAGAAAACCCCGCUGCCGGUGCCCCCGCAAAGCCUUGUCUUUCCACGCCAACAUUCGCUUGGAUAUGACGUCCGCCGUGCCCACUUGGUCACGGACAUCGGCGACCACGGCACCAAAUCGUUCCGGUACAAGUCGCUGCAGCACGGAGGUGUACCAUCGGAGCCGCAUCCCGAGCGAGCGUCCAACACAGCAGCAACGACGGCCUCUCCCCUCGCCACGACCUUCCACGCGCUGCUUCGUCGUCGUGAGCGGGAAGCGAGUCGCGUUCGGCGCACCAGCAGCAGCGCCGCGCCAGGCCCGCCUCGGGACUCAGCCGUGUUGGAGAAACUCAAGCACGUGCAUCCAAUGGACAUCGUGGACAAGGAACGAUCCAUCGCGCGGUACCUCCAGGAGCAUCAGCGGUAUACGUUCGCUCUCGUGCUUCGCAACACGGCCCAAGUGCUCGAGUACCUCCACGUCAAGCACCCGUAUCGCAGCAACGUGCACAACGCAGUGAAACUGGCCAACCAAGUGCGCUUGAUGCACGAAAAGGUGUGUCGGCGCCUCGUCCAGGCCGGCCUCGGCGUGAUCCUCCUCGACAAUGAUUCGGUCAUGACGGACGCGGACCGGACGUUCAACCCACAGAUGAUGCGCCAGUACGCGCCCACGAGCCAGAUCUGCAUCUUGGUCGAUCCGUACAAGGACAAGGACCUGCUCGCGCACGAAUUCAAGCGGGAAAAAGACGAGUGGGCCAUCAAGAAGGGCUCGGCAUCGGCAAAGUUGAGCGAGAACAGCUACAUGGCGCCCAACUUGUCGUUUUCGCCAGCGUUAGAGCUACAGUUGACGCAAAACCUCAUCACGAACGCGCUACGGGACUUCGACACGGAAGAGUGGGUCCAGGACAUGCAGAACGACCUCACGCAUUGGGACGUGAUCGAGCAUUGCUUUCCCCUGCACGACCGCAAGUUCAACGACGAGUUCUUUGAAGAGUACCGCAAGCGCACGUUUGACUUUAGCAUGGCCAAAGCGACGACGGGCAACCGCGAGCGAUGGGCCAUCGAGGAGCUGCGGUUCCACUUUGGCGAGCGUGUGGCGUUCUUGUUUGCGUUCAUGCACAUCUACAGCAAGCUGCUGCUGCCGCUGACAGUCACGUGUGUCUUGUACUACGUCGUGUUUCGGUUCAUGGGCGGGUUCGUGUGGCAGCAGUACUCGCAGGGCCUCGCGGUCCUCUCGUUCUUUGCCGCGAGUGUGUGGGCGCCGCUAUUCCUUGUCUUCUGGGAGCGGGAAACCGCGUUGCUUGUGGAGAAGUGGAAUGUUGGCGAGAAGGAGACAGCGUUCGACGCCAACGAUGAGAACCCCAUGUUCCAGUACAAGUGGGGGCGCAACGCCAUGACCAACAAGAUGGAAAAGGUCGCACUGUAUCGCAAUAAAACUGCGAUGCAGUUUGUCAUGCUCGGGUUUGUCGGCCUCAGCAUUGUGUUUCAAAGCAUCUGCACUUUGCCGUUCAUCCAAUGGUACGUAUACGCCAAGACCGUGUACACCUGUGACACGUGUCGGACCGUGGCAGGCGCGACCUGCUGGCAGAUGGCCACGUGCUUCCACUCGGCCGACUCGUCGUUCGGAAGCGAUCGGUGGUGGUAUAUCCUCAUGCAAGGCGCGAUCCUCGGGUUACUCAUUGACGUCGUGUUCUUCGAGCUGUUCAACUGGCUGUCGGCCAAGUUUGUGUCGUGGGAGAACUACGCGUCCAAGUCCGAGUUUGACAACCGCCUGGUGCAUCGGCGGUUUCUGUUUGUGUGGAUGAACUGGUUCUUCUGGUUCCUAUUCCUGGCCUUUGUGUACUUGCCGUUUGGCGAGGGGAUUGUACGGUACCUCCAGUCCCCCGACAACAGCUCGACCGUGCCCGCGUUCGUCCAGAGCAUCUUCAAAGCCGUGAAUUGGGACCCGGCCGUGCUUACGCUCGACACGCUGUUUGUCACGCCCCUCGUCAUCACGCAGUUUCUCAAUAUGCUCAUGGAAACCAUCUUGCCGUACCUCGUUCGAAAGUGCAAGGGCAAACCCAUGCACUGUCGCCACGCUGCGUCGUGCUGCCGUGUCUCAGUGCCCCGCGUGUUCAAAUGGCUCGUCCGGCACGUCCAAGCACCCGCCGACACCCCCCCGACCGCCGUCAACUCGAACACGAGUGCCCGCGCCCUCUGCGAUGCCAUCUCCCACACAUCGCGGUACUUUGUACCGCUGCUGCUCUUCUCGGACGACUCAAACGGGUACACUGCGUACAACAUUGUGGCCGACGCCAAGCUCUCGCCAUUCGACACGACGUUCGACUACCUCGAUGCGUCGAUUCAGUUUUCGUACGUGGUCAUGUUUACAGUCGUGUGGCCGUUGCUGCCUUUCCCAGCGUUCUUUAACAACUUGCUCGAAGUGCGCGGCGAUGCGUUCCGCCUCUUAUUUGUUAGCCGCCGCCCCAUGCCCCGACGCGACGUCAGCAUUGGCGAGUGGGCGACCGUGCUCUCGUACGCCAACAUCAUCGGCAUCACGGUCGUGGCGGGGCUCAUAUCCGUCUACCACUUUUCGGCAUUUCUCGACCACGGGUGCAAUUUCGAGUUUGCCACCGCCGCCAUGGUGCCCAUCUCAGCGUUGAAUUCGACGUUGGCGCUCAACCCUGUCGCAUGCGGGCUCCAGAAGGACACGUCGUGGGUGAUGCCCCAGAUCAUCGUGUUUGUUUUACUCGAGCACGCUGCGUUCUCGAUUCGGUACCUCGUCCUCCAGAUCAACAAGGUACCGUCGUCGAUUGCUCUGAGCCGCAAAGUAAAAGCGCUCGAAGCGCUGGGCCAUAUUCGGUCGGCGCACAAUGAACAGUUUGACUGCUUGCGCCAACUCCGCGUCAUGUUCGACAAGUAUGACACCGACGGCCGCGAUUACAUUGACAAUCCCGACGUGCUCCAGGCGUUUGUGGCCGAGUGGACCGGCCGGCCCGCCUCGGACAUGAUGUCCAAGGACAUGCUGUUCCACUACAUGGACAAGACCCGCGUCGGCCGCGUGUCGUUUGCGUCGGCGUCGCUGCUGCUCAUCCACGUCCAUCACGACCGCUUCCUGUCACGUAUUUUAGGUAUUGCCGACUGGCUCGAUGACUUUCAGAACGCGCAGAUCCAACAUCGCCCCGACGACCUCGAAGAAUGCGACGACGACAAGGAACUCCGGCCAUCGCAUCUAGACCAGUGGCGGGCGCGAGAACGCGCGCAGUUGCACGACUACGAUAGCCUCGCCUAAAUCGUCGGUAGAAACAUGCCAAAGUGAAGUAGACAGUCAUGCCACUGGUGGUUGUGUCCAUGUCAAAGCUGUGACACGGUACGAUGUGAUGGAUUUCGUGGGGCACAGCGUUCCAGGACCGAGCGGUGAAUAACGAUCUCUGUACAUGACUCAUGCGCGAGGCCAACGUUACGCAGAACGCCAUAUACUUAGCUACACUUGAACAACGGUGUCGCAUGAUUGUUAUUUAUGGCGGGGUCAGUUGAUAGGG
Molecule: messenger RNA, 3827 nt
Organism: Aphanomyces astaci
Lineage: Eukaryota; Oomycota; Saprolegniomycetes; Saprolegniales; Verrucalvaceae
Exons: 1
Coding region: 146-3577 (1143 amino acids)
Biological process (GO): chloride transmembrane transport
Molecular function (GO): chloride channel activity; calcium ion binding
Source: RefSeq, a predicted model, not a curated record